Messenger RNA from Clarias gariepinus (North African catfish), 3949 nucleotides. RefSeq lists its product as uncharacterized. Bases 495 to 1616 code for a protein of 373 amino acids. The record is from RefSeq and is a predicted model, not a curated record. The transcript has 5 exons. Lineage: Eukaryota; Metazoa; Chordata; Actinopteri; Siluriformes; Clariidae.
CGGAAGCGUUUCAGUGUUACACCGGCAUUUAAACAGCUAAGUGUUGGAUUUUAAAUCUACAUUUAAUAUAAUAUAAUUUAAUAAUAAUAUAAUCAGAAAACCUAAAUAUUAACUAGGCGAAUGGAGAGAUGAUAUUACAUUUAUCUAGGCUCUAUGUUUUUUUUUGUAUUUAAGUUUACUGGACUUAUUGCUAUGGUAGCUAUGCUAACUGUUUAGUUACGAGGAUUACCCAGUAGACCGGCUGGUUAGGAUUAUUCCACAGCAAACUAGAUUAAUUAAUUUAUUCUUAUUUUUCAUAUCAUCCCUUUUUGUGUAAUCGGAUUCAUAUUGUUUGACCAGCUCUGCGUGUUAGUAUCUGUCCCAGGAUUACUCCAGUCUGGUUAGUGAACGAUUGACUCACGUUACAAGUCUUUUUUUUUUCUUCACAAUAAAAAUCUGCCAUGUUUAGCUCAGCUGGCAGUGUUUAGGGAGGAAAGGAGACAUAUUGUUCCACCAUGUCUGACUUUUGUGAAACAUCGAAGACCAGCAAUGACUGCAGAACAAAUGGAUGUGUAGAACAGGAGAACUCGGACAGUGCUGAACAUCCAUCUCCAUCACCUUCCCUAAUCCUGUCAGUGAGCAAAAAGAAAAUAGUCCUUCAUAUCGAUCUGAACAACACCAUCCUGGUAUCCGAUGCUGUUACAAAACAAGGGACGGUUGCUGCUCUGGAGUAUUUUUUAUCCACUGUGACUUGGGGACGGAUGGCAAAAGGAAAAUGGGUAUGGAUGUGUGAAUCUCCAUCUCUCCUCCCACCGUGUGAGGGUGCCGUGAGUUACUACUCUCAGUUUGGUAGAGUAGUUGGUUUUACCACAGCCGGGCCAGGCAGGCGUUUCCGGAAAGUUUUUGAGGAACAUCUUGAGCUGCUGCGCUGGCCGUCUGACCUCCCUGCACACAAGGAGCUCUCUGUAAAAGGUGAAGAUGGAAAGCUGUACCACUGGAUCCUGCCCUCUUUCUUCCAGCUGCUGCAGGAUCUGACAUCACAAGGGAUAGAUUUUUCCAUCAUUUUCCGCACGUUUGGCACAGACCUUCCCUGUCUGUUGACCGUCGUUCAGCGAGCUCUUGAGCAGGGCACCCACCCACUCUUCCCUUCACUUCCAGACCUGAAGAUAAGCGUGGACACAACACCAGGUCAGAUCAGGUGUAACACGAAGGGUGUGGUUCUGGUUCAUGGAGAGGAACGGCUAUCCACACAGGACGGAGAAAGGAGUCUGUACCGAUAUUUAAGCUCCUCGCAGGGUGUGUGUGGCUUCCAGGAUCACUUCAAUUGGUGGGCACGAAACUCAUAUGCUAUUAUGGGAGGAAAGCCUCUGUGGAUUGACCCAUUUGACUCCACAAUCCAACACAUAUUUAUUGAUGACAAUAUCCGCCAAAACAAUGAUGACACUAUUGUGCAUCCUAAAGUAUUUCUGGAUCCUGAGGGAUCGGAGACUCGCACUGCCUCCACUUCAGAGCUGUAUGAACUGUGUCUCAUUCAAACCGACCUCCUCAGGGCCAUUUCUGAGCCCAGCUACUUUACUCAGCGCAUUCGCCUGUGCAUGGAGAACUAUGAGAGGAACCUUGGGCAGCAAUUCAGCUAGAUUUCUAACACCUACUUCCAAGAGAAUGCUUAUGAGGAUCACUUGAAUGUUCUGCACUUAAUGAAACAAUUUGUUUAUGAUUACAGAAGAAUAAUCUUGAUUCAUGCAUUUUGGGCAUGUUUCAUUAAUGAAAAUCUCUGUAGGAUGCUACAGUAUUGGCUAAAGGUGUGCUCAUAUUUUCAAACGACCACUCAGAAGUAUUAGCAACUCUUUAAAGGGGCGCUGUAUCGUUUUUAAAAGGGUUUGUAGAUUUGUAACAAUCAUAUGAUAUCAAACACAGCUUUGACAAUCUGCAAUAUUGCUCUGAAAGGGAUCUAGGUUUCAGUCUUCUGUUCACAUAUUUAUGGCUGAAAAAUAGGAUUCGUACCCAGGUGGGAUGCACCAUUUUUUUUUCGACAAACACGGAAGGGGAAAAACCGACAUGCAGCAAUUAGAUUUAUAUCGAAGGGCACAAUGUAGAGACAAAAUUCUGACAAUAGUGGCAAAUUGGUGUACGCUCUUUGAUUUGAGAUUUACCUACCUGCAUACGAUUAUGAUGUGGUAAAGUGCAACUUUCAAGUAAAUUCCUAUGGCAUCUUAUCCAAUAUUCCUCAGAAGCCGCUGACUCUUACUUUAGUCCCGAGCUGUUUGGUUCUGAUUCAGUUGCAUUUGGCACAAAAUGUGGAAGUAAACAGCAGUUUUAAUAUUUUCUUGGUUUUAAAUGAACACUAAAAUGCACUGGAAACAGUAACACAGUAAUGUGUUUAGAUUAUUUAGUAGACUGUAAACAUUUAAACUAUUACAUCUCAUAUAUCACAGUAAAAUGUUAGACAGAUGAGGUUUUUUUACUGCUGUGAAAGAAAAAAUCUAGACAUCAUAGUAGCUACUUGUUGCUUCAAAUACCAAAAUAAAUAAUGCACAAUAUAGUAUCAAAAAGAUACGUAAUGUGACCGCAUUACUCUACUAGUACUGAAAUGAUUCAGAAGUUGUUUAGUUGUAUGCAGUUAAUGCAGCAUUUGUUGUUUGAAGAAGUUGAGGUGUUUCCUGACAUCAGAUUACUCAGGGAUUGUGAUGUUACUGGAUAUUUUUAUAGGAUUAGUACUUUAUAUUUUCACUUGAUCAUUGCCAUUAUUACUUGAAUUUUUGCCUUGUUUGACUUUGAAACCAUACUGUUUACUAACAUGUUGUUUUUAACAUAUACAUACUCUUAAAAUGAUUUUUUUUUUACCCAUUUGAAAAAUGAAUAAUAAGAGGUAAAAUAAUGUCAAUGAAGUGUACAUUACUUAUGCUGAAAGUUGACAUUGCAUCAAAAUAACAUAUUUAUUUAUUUGUAAUAUUAUAUUGGCUAAUAUAUUAUUUUGUUAAUGUAAUUUAUAACUGCUGUUUAGUGUUAAUUUUUUUUCAGUUUCAAUGGUUGUUUUUGAUGGGUUGGUUGCUUUUUCUGCAUUAUAAAAAUAAACUGAAUAACUAGAUUUUGGAGUUAUAAAAGGAUAUAACAUUCUUAUAUUUCAAAGACCUUUAUUUCUGGAUGCAGUGGCGAUCCCAAGCCCUGAUAAAAAAUGGGCGGGUUGCGUCAGGAAAAGCAUCCGGCAUAACAAAACCUGUGCCAAGUUGUUGUGCGGAUUGCGACCCCAUAAUGCGACCCCAUAACAAAAGCAGCUGAAAGACUAACAUUUCUUAUGCAGUUAUGGACUACAUUUUAUUAAAAGAAUUUUAAAUAUCAGAAGUAUCUUUAUUGGAUGUAAUGCUAACAGUAAAGAAGCGUCAUGGUGAUGAUUUUAUUUGUACAUAGUAAUAGUUAAGAGGUGCUAGUUCUUCCAAAGCCAUCCAAAAAAUACACAUAUUGUACAGUAAUUAGAAAGAAAAUGAAUAUGGAUGUGUAACCAAGUUAUGAUAUAUUGUAAGUAGCAAACCUAACGUUGUCAUUUGGCUGUCUGUUGUUAUCAUAGAGUGAGACAAAGCAUUUCCUACUCUAAUAUGCACAUUUUUAUACAGUAUAUACUGUAGUUCUACACCAAAUAGUAUUUCCUACUGUUUUCUCUCACUAAUUUUCAAUAAGGGCUUCAUCAUGCUUGUGGGUGUAUGGAUGGUUGCAGUAUCCAGAAACUACUCCUGAACCCUGGAUGGGAUACCAGUCAGCUGUUUUUGCCAUGAUGGUUAGCACAAUGGCCUUGCACCUCCAGGGUUGAGGGAUCGAUUCCUGCCUUGGGUCUGUGGGUGUAUGUGUGUGUGAAGUUUCUUGCAACGAUUCUUUAUAAUAUGGCUUAAACGUUUCCUUAAGCCCUGUGAUGUCCUAUAGUGGAGUUUUUCCUUGCCACUGUCCCCGUCGUCCUCGACUUGCUCAUCAGUUUUGU